Molecule: messenger RNA, 301 nt
Organism: Staurois parvus
Lineage: Eukaryota; Metazoa; Chordata; Amphibia; Anura; Ranidae
Source: the annotation of a GenBank genome assembly
UCUGUCAUGUGAUCAGCUGGGUCCAAUCACAGCUGAUCACUGAUGAUCAGUGCCCUGAUGAUCAGUAUUGCCGAUCAAUGCCACCUGUCAGUGCACAUCAGUGCCUACCAGUGCACAUCAAUGCAACAUAUUAGUGCCCAUCUAAGCUGCCUUUCAGUGCCAACUAUCAGUGCCGCCUAUGACUGUUGCCAACUAGUGCCACCUAUCAGUGCACGUCAGUGCUGCCUAUCAGUGCCCAUCAGUGCCACCUAACAGUUCAAGCCAGUGCCGUCUAUCAGUGCCAGUCAGUGCCUCCUAUCAG